Molecule: messenger RNA, 1693 nt
Organism: Spea bombifrons (plains spadefoot toad)
Lineage: Eukaryota; Metazoa; Chordata; Amphibia; Anura; Pelobatidae
Product: diacylglycerol O-acyltransferase 2-like
Exons: 9
Coding region: 245-1297 (350 amino acids)
Biological process (GO): triglyceride biosynthetic process
Cellular component (GO): endoplasmic reticulum membrane
Molecular function (GO): diacylglycerol O-acyltransferase activity
Source: RefSeq, a predicted model, not a curated record
ACGGUUCCAUCUGCCUUGAUUCGGAAGGCGGGCGCGCAUCUCCUGCUGCGUGCUCUGGCUGUGGGCGGCCUCUGUGAAUGACAGCUCCGGGAGCCUGGGGUUUAAUGCCUCCCCCUCCUGGGGGUAGGUCAUUCCAAGUGUUCACUUGAUUUUGAGACCAUCCAAGAGAAUUAUAAGGUGUCGUCAAUCUGCGCAUGUUCAAGAUAUAACUCCAGGAAUUGAAUGUUGACCGCAGUUGAGUGUAAUGGGCAAGCCUUCGUCACCCAAUUACCCCAUGGAUUCCGUACAGCAGACAGGAGUGACCGAAAAAACCAACAUGUUCUCUGAGCUCCUACAAAUUCUCGCCGUAUUGCAGUGGAUCCUGACCAUCCUGCUGCUGGGUCCAGUUUGUGUCCUCUUGAUCAUCUGUCUUGUAUGUAGCUCCCUGUGGCCAUUGCUUGCACUCUACACCAUCUGGAUGAUAUCUGAAUGGAAUACACCAGAGAGAGGUGGAAGGAGAUGCCAGUGGAUGAGUCAGUUGACUAUUUGGAAGUAUUUCAGAGAUUAUUUUCCAGUAAAGCUCCAUAAAACUGCUGAUCUGGAUCCAAAUCAAAAUUAUAUAUUCGGAUACCACCCACACGGGAUCAUGAGCGUCGGGGUCUUCUGUAAUUUUCUGACAGAGAGUACAGGCUUUUCACAGCUUUUCCCCAAACUGAGGCCAUAUGUAACCACUUUAGCGGGCAAUUUUAAAGUGCCUUUUUAUAGAGAUUAUCUUCUGGCUAUAGGAAUGUGCUCUGUGGCCCAUGCGUCUAUAGACUACCUCUUGUCACACAACGGCCUUGGCAAUGCGGUGGUGAUUGUAGUUGGAGGGGCCUCUGAGGCUUUAAAGUGCUCCAAACACCACCAUAUACUCACACUGAAGAACAGAAAGGGUUUCAUCAGGAAGGCGCUUACUACUGGUUCCUCGUUGGUUCCUGUGUAUUCUUUCGGAGAAAAUGAGGUGCUUCAUCAAUACCAAUUUGAAGCUGGAAGUUGGAUCAGAAGCCUUCAAGAAUCAUUCCUGCACGUUGUGGGAUUUGCUCCCUGCAUCUUCUUUGGAAGAGGGAUUUUCUCCAGCAGUUCCAGAGGAAUUAUGCCGUUACGUAGGGCCAUCAACACAGUGGUUGGAAAACCCAUCCCUGUGCCUAAGAUAGAAAACCCCUCUGAGCAGCAGGUUGACACCUACCACGCUCUGUAUGUCAGCUCUCUGCAGGAGCUCUUUGAUACCCACAAGCAAGGUUUUGGUCUGCGGCAAGAAGAAUCUUUAAUACUGGUUUGAAAGCUACUGAGACGGAUCAAUGGAGCAAAUAUCAGUGCAGCGCACAAAGAUUGUAAUCUCUACUGGAGGAAUCUGUCAAGAUACCGUGUCCUCAUAACAGGGCCAACAGGGCUAUGAAUAACAAACAAUCCUAGAUAACAAACAAUCCUACAACCGCAAUAACCUGCCCCUUGAAACGGCAAGUCUUCCAACGGGCGACAGAAGAGUAAUCCCGUCUUAUUAUUCUCCUGCCAAGUUAUGUGUUUAAUAUAUUGAGCUUCUCAAUAAAAAUGUAAGAAUGUGUACAAUAAAAAUAUCUUCUUGUGUGUAUUUGGUCAUGACUUCCGUACCGGUGACUAAUGAACAUUUUUCUGUGGUUCUGUUGAAUGUAGGUUAAACGGCAAGAUAUAUUAUGAA